Messenger RNA from Dentiscutata erythropus, 261 nucleotides. Lineage: Eukaryota; Fungi; Glomeromycota; Glomeromycetes; Diversisporales; Gigasporaceae. The record is from the annotation of a GenBank genome assembly.
AUGUCAAGGUUACGACCUGAGUAUCAACUAAAACUUCAAGAGACCUUUGAGGAUCAACGCGACCUUGUUAAAAUCUCAAUACUUUCAAGAAUUACAAAUACUUUGGAUAAGACAACGUUUCCAGUAGUCGAUGGCGUAAUUUAUAAAAUACUACAUCAACUUCAUCGACACCGAAGGGACGAAUUCAUCACAGAACAAAAACCGGCAAUAGUGGUGGACAAACAUAAAAGAAGGAAGCAUAAUAAUGGACGUGUAGAUUCU